AUGGUCAUGGUGUGUGAGAAAUGUUCUGCGAUGACAAUUUUUUGGGUGGUAUGGAUGGAUAGGAAUGUAAGGAUAUUUGAGAGAGCAGUGGAUGAGGAGGUGGAUCAUUUGUGGGAUAGAAUUCGUGUUGGGAUUUCCUUUGGGCUGUGUCUUCAGAGUUAUACAGAUAGUUUUGUUCUGAGUAUAUGCAAAGUGGCAGAGCAACUGAGAAGACUGAUGUUUAUAGUUUUGGGGGUCCUGGUGCUUGAAGUGUUGAGCGGAAAACGACCCACAGAUGCAUCAUUCAUUGAGAAGGGCCUCAACAUUGUUGGCUGGUUAAAUUUUCUGGUCACAGAGAAUAGGCAAAGAGACAUUGUUGAUCCACAGUGCGAGGGGGUGCAAGCUGAAAGCCUUGAUGCCUUGCUCUCCGUUGCCAUUCAAUGUGUUUCUUCAACUUCCGAAGAUCGACCCUCCAUGCAUAGGGUGGUCCAGGUGCUUGAAUCUGAGGUCAUGACACCAUGCCCAAGUGACUUCUACGAUUCCAGCUCUGAUUAA
Prunus armeniaca (apricot) is the source of this 534-nucleotide messenger RNA. The record is from the annotation of a GenBank genome assembly. NCBI's taxonomy places the organism in Eukaryota, Viridiplantae, Streptophyta, Magnoliopsida, Rosales, Rosaceae.